Messenger RNA from Anopheles darlingi, 1575 nucleotides. RefSeq lists its product as uncharacterized. The coding region runs from base 1 to 1518 and encodes 505 amino acids. NCBI's taxonomy places the organism in Eukaryota, Metazoa, Arthropoda, Insecta, Diptera, Culicidae. The transcript has 3 exons. The record is from RefSeq and is a predicted model, not a curated record.
AUGAAUCGCCUAAUACUAGCCGUUGGCGCCCUCUGUCUGCUGCAGGGAGCCUUGGGCGAUCCGCGGCCAGAUUUCGGCGUUCUGCCGACUAUUCCUGUUAGUGCUACAGUGAACAUGUCAUUCGCAGAAGUAUUCGUAGAAGUCAACCUUAUCACCAAUCUGAACAUAAACGCCACGUUGCAGAUCAGCAAUGUCAAGCUGCAAGCCGUCUAUAACAUGCUCAAAAAAGUUCUUAACCAAACCACCACCCUGUCAUCAGCGUUUAAGUACAAUGAGCUGUUCACCGUAAACAAUGGAACGACGCUAGCGUUCACUAACAUUCUUACACCGAUCGACAACAUGGUAUUCUACAUCCAGAAUACCUCGCUAACCGAUGUGAUUGCCCCCCUGAACACAACGACUCAAUACCAAGGCAUUAUUGACGAGCUGCUUGAUGAAUUCGGACGUCUUGCCUUGGGUUUGGUUCAACAGAAGGCUGAGCUGCUAGCAGUAAAGGCAAGUUUGGAUAGUGCCGUAGCAGCCAACGGAAACAGCACGACUCUAACAGCUACCCAGUUGGCCACCUAUCUUAAAUCUGCGGCCGUGUACAAGCUGGUGCGUGCCACCAACCGCGUGAGGGCGUACUUGCCGGUCAUCACCUACUCCCUCGAAACAAUCUAUGAAAAUCUUAUUGAAGCCGACAAUUUUAUCGACUUCCUGCAAGCAGAAGUAGAUGCUAUCGCGAGCGGCAAUGCCACUGAUUAUGGCGCUGCUUACAAGGUUAGCUCGGACGCUGUUGAACUGAAGGUUUCGACAGGUAUUACUGCGAGCCUGAACGUGUCAGUGAAUCUUAACACCACACUCAGCGCUAUUACUAAUUUCACGGCAACCGCCAACGCGAGUACCAUUUUAACCCAACUCAAUACGUUGGCUGGGAAAAAUACGUCUGCUCUGGCUGCUACUCUGACGACCGAAUUCAACAAUACAGUGGUCGCGCUUAGGAACCUCGUUGCCUCCAACUCUCGUGCUGUGAACGUCACUACUGAUCCAAACAUUCAAACGCUGAUCGACGUUCUGCUGGGCAACAACAAAGGCUACGGUCGCUACUGUUACCACAAGUACAAUGCACUCAUGGCUGGUCUCUUCGAAAACGGUAUGGAGGCCGGUUUCGAGUGUACAGACAAGGAGGCCGAACGUCUGAGGAAUCUGCAGGAUAUCAUCACUGCACUCCUGGUGCAGAUCGGAUACGACACCGAUGAGGUCACCGCUCAAAUUACUCUGUGCGCCGCCCUACCAACUGCUCAGGCCAACUCAUGUGUAGCAUCGGUUGCCGGCUACUACGUCGACCUGUUCACCGCCACAUCGCAAAAGAUCGAUGCCCUGUACUCGUUCGUGACGAAGGAAGCCGUCGCCAGUAGGAACCGCCUGCUGCUCUGCUUCCGCCUGGUGAACAUCGCGCUAGGCGGCGGUGAUGCUUCACUAAUCGCCAACAAUGUGCUAGCUUGUUCCAGGGAUGGUCCCGCCGGAACCCUUGAGUAAGGUCAGCGGCACUAGAUCCUAGGACUUCCGAUCUGAAUAAAACCAACUCCAUAUUAC